Sorex araneus (European shrew) is the source of this 8068-nucleotide messenger RNA. RefSeq names its product cell adhesion molecule 2 (gene CADM2). NCBI's taxonomy places the organism in Eukaryota, Metazoa, Chordata, Mammalia, Eulipotyphla, Soricidae. The record is from RefSeq and is a predicted model, not a curated record. The transcript has 10 exons. Bases 1 to 1224 code for a protein of 407 amino acids.
AUGGAGCGAUUGCACAGUGGAUCUAAUAUUUCUGUUCUCUUCUUCUUAUGCUAUCUUUUCUUGGCACCAGCGGCUGCUUCAAAGAGUAAAGUGAAAGGCAGCCAAGGGCAGUUUCCACUAACACAGAAUGUAACGGUUGUUGAAGGCGGAACUGCAAUUUUGACCUGCAGGGUUGAUCAAAAUGAUAACACCUCCCUCCAGUGGUCAAAUCCAGCUCAACAGACUCUGUACUUUGAUGACAAGAAAGCUUUAAGAGACAAUAGGAUCGAGCUGGUGCGGGCUUCCUGGCAUGAACUGAGUAUCAGUGUCAGUGAUGUAUCUCUCUCGGAUGAAGGACAGUACACCUGCUCUUUAUUUACAAUGCCUGUCAAAACUUCCAAGGCCUAUCUCACUGUUCUGGGUGUUCCUGAUAAGCCUCAAAUUAGUGGAUUUUCAUCACCCGUUAUGGAGGGAGAUUUGAUGCAGCUGACUUGUAAAACAUCCGGUAGUAAACCUGCAGCUGAUAUAAGAUGGUUCAAAAAUGAUAAAGAGAUUAAAGAUGUGAAAUAUCUAAAAGAAGAGGAUGCGAAUCGUAAGACGUUCACUGUUAGUAGCACUCUUGAUUUUCGAGUGGACCGGAGUGAUGAUGGUGUGGCAGUGAUCUGCAGAGUAGACCACGAAUCCCUCAAUGCCACCCCACAAGUGGCAAUGCAGGUGCUAGAAAUACACUAUACACCAUCAGUCAAGAUUAUACCAUCCACUCCUUUUCCACAAGAAGGACAGCCUUUAAUUUUGACUUGUGAAUCCAAAGGAAAACCACUGCCAGAACCUGUUUUGUGGACAAAGGAUGGUGCAGAAUUACCAGAUCCUGACCGAAUGGUUGUGAGUGGCAGGGAGCUAAACAUUCUUUUCCUGAAUAAAACGGAUAAUGGUACUUAUCGAUGUGAAGCCACAAACACCAUUGGCCAAAGCAGUGCAGAAUACGUUCUCAUUGUACAUGAUCCUAAUGCUCUGGCAGGCCAGACUGGUCCUGAUCAUGCUCUUAUAGGAGGAAUAGUGGCUGUCGUGGUGUUUGUCACGCUGUGCUCUAUAUUUCUGCUUGGUCGAUAUCUGGCGAGACAUAAAGGAACGUAUUUAACAAAUGAAGCUAAAGGAGCUGAAGAUGCACCAGAUGCUGACACAGCCAUUAUCAAUGCUGAAGGCAGCCAAGUCAAUGCUGAAGAGAAAAAAGAGUAUUUCAUUUAAAAUGCAGGCCAAGAUUCUGAGUUUUACUUACCAGGCUGGCUGCUGGAGAAACUGGCUAUCAUCUCUCAGAAUUCAUUUCUAUCAUCUUCUGCUACUUUUAUUAACUUCCAUUCUGUACUGCUCUCAGUAGCCAGUGUAUACCAACAAUCAGCUGUUGAAAGCAUCAUUCUUUUAUUACUGUACCAUCCACAAUGCAGGACAUUUCUUACUGCCUAAAUUCCACACCAUUGCUCUUUUAACAUACAGUGCUUGAAUAUACAGCCUUAACAAUGUUAAUCACCUCCUUGGAUCAUGGUAUUGAAUUGUUUUUAUACAUUGAAAAAAUGUAUGCCUAGUUUUUUUUUCUCCCUUUCAUUUCCCCCCUUUAAAUCUUGUCCAUUUGCCAAUGGUCAGCUUUCACAAGGGAGGGGAUUAGGUAAAUACCUAAUCAGCUUAAAUUUAAUCAGAUUAGAGGUUUACAAAUGUUUUCUACAUGUCUAUUUUCAAAGACAUGUUUGAAAACAUAUGCCCUAGAAAACACAAACUGAAAACAUUGUAAUGUAGAUUCUGGAAUGUGAGAUUACACUGUAAGGCUGUAUCAAUUUUCUAUUUAAAUUUAUAGUAUUUGAUACAGAGGCCAUGUUGUAUGGACUGCAAUCAUGACAUGACAUCUUAUAUUAUUAUAUAGAUUCUGCCACUAGAUUAUUUUAGCUUCAUUUACGAAUAAAUCUUCCAAAUAUUUCACUGCUUUGGGAAUAACAAAGAUUUCAUUCAUUUCUUUAAUUUGAUUCUAUAAUUUAUUUGUUCCACAAGAACUCACCUUCCGAAACAAAAUUAAAGUAUCCAUAGGGCACAAUUUUGAGACAUUUUAGUAUCUGUAUAUAGUGCAUAUAAUAAAUCCAAUUAAACAUUAUUUGAUACAUAUUUAACUUUUUUGGCUGUAGGUAAUUCAGUCAUAAGUAAGCAUUUUCUAAUGUCCAUGAUAUCCCUUUAGAUAUUAUUACUUAAACCAAUAUUAUAAGUAGAUAACAUGUAUUAGUAUUUUUGUCUGUAUGUCCUAGCACUGUUCAAAAACAAAUUUUUCUAGUUCUUGUUAAUUUUUUUUGUUAUACAAUGGAAGCACAAUGUUCUAAGGAAAGGUAAUUUUAAGCUAACAACCAGUGCACAGCCUCAGGUUUUAAAUUGCAACCACAGUGGAAUAAUAACCUAAAAAUACACUCUUAGUUUGCUAAAAUUUACAAAUUUUAAUUUGGCAGUUCUAGUACUGCAUACCUGUGUUGGUUUGCCAAAAAGACAUGUUUAAGAUAUGUUUUCUGUAUAAAUGAACUAAUUCUUUAUAUUAAAUUCCUGUCUAUGCAUUUUGUGAGGUACAAACUUAUGAAACAGUGAGUGAUAGAGAAUUUCUGCCAUGCUUUUAACUCCAAGGUGAAAGUCUCUUUCUCUGAAUUAUUUCUUAAAUUUUGGUGUAUUUAACCAUUAAGCAAUGCUGUAUUCUUAAAUAUGACAAAGAGUCAAUCUAAAGUCAUAUUAUUUCUUCUAGUAAUUCAAUUAUGCUAGAUUAGUUCUUAUUAAAUUUAUUAUAUGCUAAAGAUUAAAAAUCCAGUUAAAUGAAAAUUAUUUUCCCAUUCACAAGCUUUGCACCUUUAAGAAGAAAACAAAUAUGACAACAUGGUAGCUAUACUUGUGAUGUCUGAAAGACAUGAUGGCCUAUGGUUUGAAAAAAUAAUAGCUUGGAAUUUAUUUUUGGGGAAUGAGAAUGGUUGAGUAUGACAUCAUGUAUUAAUAUCAAAUGAAAGACAAGGGUGCUGUAUCGUAGAUUAUUUAUCAGAAGUAUAAAUCUUUUAAAAAACCUUUGAAUUUUUAAAUUGUUUUUUAUUGUUGAAGCAUUUAUCUUGUUGAUUUCUUACAAGAGGAAAAAGGACGAUGUCAGUCAAGCAGCACUUUUUCAGAAUAUACAGAACAUAAAUAAUAUGAUGUGGUUGAGUGUUAACAUAAUAAAUCAUAUACAGUAUGACAUUUUAAGGAAAUAAGUCUGCAUUGAUGUGAUUGCAUGCUUGUUUUUACAGUUCACUCCAUACCAUCUGUGGAAAAAUGCAAUAAUAUGUUAAUAUAGUAUGGUAGUUUGAGAGAAUCAGGUAGGUGCUACUAGACACAUUGAAACUAGAAUAGGUUUAUAAACUGUUCAUAUCUCUCAAUGCAUAAUCUUUAGAAAGACUCCACAAAGCAAAAUCCAUCCUGUUAGUACAAAAUUGAAAGGUCCUUAUUACAGAAGUAAGUUGUAUAAACUGCAUCAUCAAUUACUAUUUAAAGCCUAAUUUCAGGAUGCACUUACAAAAUUGCUACUCUUCAUCGAUGCUGUAUUUACAUCCCUCUUCAUUUCAUCUAUAUUCUACUUGGCUCCAACUGCUAAAGUGUUGCCUAAAUAACUCAAUAAUUAUUUAUAGUAGUAUAAAAUUAGAAAUAUCAAAUUGGUGCAUUUCAAAAUGUUUGACUCUUUUAACGCUUUAGAGAAAUAGAAAAACUCACUGGAACUCUCUUAAAAAAAAAACCCUAAAAACAAACAAACAAAAAAAACAAAAACCACUAACUUGUGUAAUAUGACUUGUGGACUCUAAUAAAAUAUUUUGCCAGUUCAGUUAGAAUAAUUUUAAUUAGGCAUCAUUUUUCUUAUUGAAAGAUAAGCAAUUAAAUGAUAUGUUCUGAUCCCUAAUACUUUGUAUUUGCUAAUUAAAAAUUCCACAUUUUAAAAAUCAGGAAAAUUGAGGUGACAUUUUAGUGGAAUCAUGUCAAUCACAAUGUCUGGAACAUGCAUUCUUAUAUGCACAUAGAGCCAAAUUCUAUCUCAGUUUGGUGAGCACAUUAGCUCCAGAACUCAGUGUAAGGAGUGUCCUACACCACUCCUCACCCUCUCACACACCUAGUAGAAUAUUGAACAUUAUUCUUUAAACAAAUGUAGUUAUGUUCUGCUAAUGUAUUGUUUGCAGCAUAAAUUGAUUGCCUAUCAUCAGAAACGUGUAAACAGUAUACUCUUUAUAUCCUUUUUUUUCCCAUUUCUGAGUGUCCUAGAUAGAGUGAUUAUAAAAAUAAGGAAGAAAAAGGAAAGUUUGUGAGUACAAGAGCCAAUGCAGAGCAUGAACAAAGUGUUGAUGGUAGGCAUGAGUGUGCGUGUGCGUGCAUGUGUGCAUGUGUGUGUGUGUGUGUGUGUGUGUGUGUGUUUUGGUGGGUAUGGGUGGGUUGGUGUGGGUGUGGAGAGAGAGAGAGAGAGAGAGAGAGAGACUUCAACUUGUCUUCUGCUAUCAGAGAAUCCAAGAAGCAGUCUAAGGAACCCGAUAAAUGGAAUUAAUGUAGAAACUGGAUAAUCUCAUAUUCAUUCAAGAUGUUUAAUCUUGCCUUGAAACCCCACAUUUGAAAUAACAAGUAGAGAAAGAAAAUUAACUUUCCUAAAAGUGGCAAAGAAGCUAACACCUCAUUUAUUUUUUAUUUCCUUGUAAAAAUAUAAAUAUCUCAAUUCAAAGGACAGGCUCAUUUGUAAUUAUGUACUCAUGACUGUAACAGCAUUGAGAUUCCAUAUAGGCACAUGUACAGCAACUGUUGAUGGUGAUGGCUCUUCCAUGUAACAUAGCAGUUAUCGUGUAAUUUAGUGCCACUUAUUGCAAAGUGUUACUAAGGGGAACACUUAAAAUCCUUUUCCUUUUUUGCCCCCCUUGCACAUUAGGAUUAUUUGGAAUGAUGAACUGAAAUUUGACAUUACAUUCAUUUUAAUUGUGGAGAAAAUAUAAAGCCUCUAUCUUACUGUAACUUCCCCACCAUCUUGUCAAUUAGAGCCCUUAAAAUGCCCAAUAUACCCCCCCUUGCAAAUGGUAAUCUUUGAUAAACAUAACAACACAAAUAAAAACAACCGGCAACCACAGCUAAAGUAAACACCUAAUGAAAAUUACUGAGUAAUGCUUUUUUUAAGUGGCACAAAGUACACACUAAAAACUAUGCAAAAUAUAGGUAACUACAGUGUACGUACAUGUAAGUAUCUUGUACUUGCUGUGUAUGGAUGUUGGAAACCCAUGUAAUUAUAAUAUGCAUUUUGAAUAUUGGGAAAGAGGAAAUCUUAGUGUAGAUAAUAGAACUUGUUUUGAAAUAUACGCUGGCAAUAUUGAAAAAUACUCAGUGCAAUAUUUGUGAUUCUAUUGCUAAAUACUUAAUGCAAAGGGACUUUAAAGCAUUCUUCAAAAAGAUCCAAGAAAUUUCUAAUCCACAGAUCCCAGAUAUUAAAGAAUCAAUUAAAAAGACUACUUUAAGUUUUCUUACUUAAUUGUUAAUGUGACACAAGAGGAUUAUUUGCUCCAGAUUUUAGCAAUGUUGGAGAGAAAGAAAUAAACCUAGUUUUAAAUUUUGAUUCAAAUCUAUUUAAGUUUGGGAUUUUAAAACUUUCUUUGAUUAUUGGAUAUAUUUUAAUGGGCUGUGGUAUGUAUACCAUAGAAAUAUAUGGACUUAAUCAAAGAAUAUACACAGACCACCCUUAAUAGUUAAGAUCCUUUUUUAAUGAAUUUUUUUAUGAAAUUGAUGGAUUUUCCUUUUCUCUCCUAUUCUAACCCAAAUAUACCCUUUGCACUUAUACCCUUCCAAAGGCAAUGGAUUGAAAGUAGCAAGAUAAUAAAGAGAGCUAAAGGGGACAACAUAUAAGAAUGGGUUCUAAACUCAUCAGCAUUUUUAUGUAUUGAGAUUAAUAUUGAAUGCAAUAGUUAUUGGAUAUAGCUGGUAAGUUCUCUGCCAUGCAUACUUACAAUAAUCCUUCUACCUCUCACUUUUAACAUGGGCUAUGAUACUUCAAUAUAAAUAGAAGAAAUAAUUACAAGAUAUCCCAGGACGCACUCUUUUGGGACUAUCUUAACAGUCCACUCCCUAUCCCUGGGAAAUCUCAAAAGCCAACUUCUUUUACUGUAUUCAGCGGUGUAUGGAUCUGCAUUUGUUUUUUCCUUUUCUAUCAUUAAAUGUUCCUAUAGGCAAAGGACCAUAACUUUAUAAGAAUAGUUCUUCUUAUGCCUAUUUAAUAUUUCAAUGUAAUAUAACCGUGUUGAUUAAAAAAUAUCUCAGUGGCAACACUUUGCAAUCCAAUCAGACAUUUCUUAUUUAAAUUGCAACAAUGUAUUAUAAACUGAUACUGUUGUUUAAAUUAAAACAAUGCAUAUUAUUUCCCAAAAGUAUUAUGUAAGUACCAUGUAGAACAAAAAAAAAGUUAGCAUUUAAAAUCGCUUCUUAUUAAUGAAUAGUAAAUGCAAAGUAUUGCCACUAAUGCCCACGUUAUUUUGUCUUCUUAGACAUAGUAUGAUUUUUUAAAAAAUAAUGUAAUAAUUAUUUUGAAAGGAAAUAACAUUUUUCAAAGCAGAUUUUCCUCUAGUGGAAAAAAGAUACAAAAUCAUGUCUCGAAUUAUGAUGCUGGAUCUAUAAAAUAUGUUAGUUAAAGUAAGAUGUUUCUAUGUUAUGUGAUUCUGUGACAAAUAAUAUUUGAUCCAUUCUUUACCAUCUUUUCCAUAUAUGCAGACUAUAUAUGUAUCUAUAUGUACAUAUAUAUGCUAGUCACAAGAAAUGUAUGGUUAUUUUGUAGAGAAUGGAUCCAAAUGUGAAAAAUAUGUAAAGAAAAAAAAAACACUGUUUCCCCCCAUGAAAUAUACUGUAUAUUUAAAAAGAAGAAAAGUUAAAAGACAUUUGAAGAUUGCAGGGGCAAAAGAAAAACCUACCAGGGCUCAGCACUUAAGCACUUUUCCCACAUCCAGGGUCAGAACAGCAGAGAUUCCUACACGGACUUUUUAAGUGCGGUAUGAAAUGCCACAUUACACUUCUCUUCUACACAGUACUGUCAAACCUCUAAUGUUUUCUUUCUUCAGAUGCUUUUCCUUGUACAUGAUGAUAGUAGACACUUUCUCUUUAUAUUUGCUGAUAGUCAAAGUUAUAUGCAAUAAAAUGUUUGGUGGUCACCAGUUGGUUUUUAAAAAAAAAACUAUGAAAUGUAAACUAAUUGUUAUCUCUUUAUCCUUUUGCUUUCUUCUGUGUUUCAAAUGUGUUGAAUGAGUCUCACAAAUAGAAACAUAAUUUAGAAAACUUUCAAAGCUAUUACUCUUUCUCCUUAACAAUGUAUAAAAUUUUAAUCUCUUUACAAAUUUAUUUAACUGUACCUGCUGUACUUAUUGUAGAUUCAAUGAUGCAGUUAAAUAUUAAUGCAAAGUUUUGUGAAUUUGGGAAAACUGACCUAUUUUUUUCAUAUUCAGUUCACAUCAAUAUUUGUGAAUUGGUUGUGUAGCUUUUUCAUUCAACCAAAAAAUAUUCCCUCAAGAAAGCUCCAUUUUUAUCAUAAAUAUUUCAGCAUAACCAACAUUGGAACAAGUCUGCCAUGUUAAAAAUAAUUUAAAGACUUAUCUCUGAAAAUGGUACCCAGAAAUGUGAUGUUCCCAGUAAUGUAGCUUCAAAAAUAAAAUGUUCUAUUUAAAUGACAUGAAAUUCAUAACUUUUGGAAGGGUAUAUUUAUAACAGAAUAAGAACAAAUUCUGUGCUGUAAAAGAGAUUAACCAAAAAUCAAAUAUAUUGCACAGAAAAUAAAGUAACAUGAUUAUUGAAUCUACUAAUAUCAAAAACAUUUUCAAACAAAAUGCAUAUUGUAAUAUUAGGUACAUGACACUUGCAUGUUGAUAUGCCUAUAUACUUACAAAGUAUUCAAUGUGUACUUAGUGGCGCUUAAAAUAUGUCAUGUACAACUCUUAUAAACAUUCUUACAGGGUUCCCAUUUGCACUUCAUCUUUCAGUAAAGUCUUGUCAGAAAAAAAAAUUGUCUGAUACAUAUGGAGAAAUAAAAUUUGAAUUUUAGUUAUCUGUUGGA